Messenger RNA from Apiotrichum porosum, 954 nucleotides. RefSeq names its product TIM23 complex component (gene PAM17). NCBI's taxonomy places the organism in Eukaryota, Fungi, Basidiomycota, Tremellomycetes, Trichosporonales, Trichosporonaceae. The record is from RefSeq and is a predicted model, not a curated record. Gene Ontology annotation, cellular component: PAM complex, Tim23 associated import motor. Bases 1 to 954 code for a protein of 317 amino acids. The transcript has 6 exons. Gene Ontology annotation, biological process: protein import into mitochondrial matrix.
AUGUCCGCCCUCCGCACCCAGUCUCUCGGCCUGCGCGCGCACCGCGCCAUCCGCGUCACCCCGGCCGCCGCGCACGGCUUGCGCUUUGCCUCGUCGUCGUCGUCCACCGACGCGUCGGCUGAUGCCUCGACUUCGUCGGCGUCCGCCUCCACCGCGGCCCCCACCAAGCUCCCCAUGCCAUGGAGCGAGUACCUCUCCAUGCGCAAGCGUCGCAAGCAGUGGGCUACGCUCACUAGCGUGCCCUCGUCGCUGACGGGUCUCUUCCUUGGCGGCUCGUACUUUGCCAACCUCGAGGGCGACCCGACCCAGACCAUCAUGGGUCUUGACCCCAUGCUCGUCUACGGCGGUUCAACUGUGGCCUGUAUGCGUGCUGGGGAGGUGGAGGCAGAGCCACCUGGUCUGGGUGUAUGGGCGGAAUUGUCCACCGAAGACUCACGACGCUGUGACUUCCUCGGCUGGCUUGUCGGCCCCUCGAUUGGCGGUGGCCUCUUCUCGCUCACCCACCCCAAGCUCGCCCGCGGCAACCCUCCCCCUAUUGAGACCAUGGACCGCGAGUUUUACAGCAGGAUAAAGGCCAAGCGCGCCGACCCCAAGUUCCAGAGCGUCAACAACCCCGCACCGGACUUUUACGGCGAGAAGGUGGGUGUUGGCAGAUGUGGUGGUGGUCUUGUGAGCGUUACUGACGGAUGUGCUUCUUCUCUCCUCCACCUCCAUUUAUCCUAUCCCUUUUGCGACGUUGCGGCGUCAUUUGACCACUCAACUCGCCUCGUGGACAAUGUCGGCGCCGGUACCUCCGUUCCCUGUCGUUUCCGUCCCGUGGCUCCGUUCUCCGUCCAACAAAAUCACUUGCUUUUUGAUUUGCAGAUUGUGAGCGUGGAGAGCUACCGCAGGUGGUUGAAGGACCAGAAGGCAUAUGAGCGCAAGGCGUCGCACGGUGUCGAGGAGGACAUGUAG